CCUCCCCCGUGCUGAUUGGCAUCAGGUCAGCAGCCCUCUUUGGGCCCGCCCCCACUCGGCCCCACCUGCGCUUCUGCCACGAUCCACGCACACUCGCGACGGUCGCGCUCGCAGCAGCCACGCCGCCCGCUCCUCUUUGCACCCUGCUGAUUGUUCUUCUGUUUUUUUUUUUUGUUUGUUUUUUUUUAAAUCGUUGAAAAGAUCUGAUCGGAAAGGAAGCAUCCCUCGUGGGAUUCUCCGGCACCGACCAGGUUCGACGCGCGGACGGGCAACAAGCCGCGUCGGCGCGGCGACGCCGGAUGCUCGCGUCCGCGAGGAACGCGCUCCCCGCCCGAAGGCCGCCGAGCCGAAGCCGGGCGACUUUUGCGGCCGUCAUGCAGGCCGCCGACGAGCACCGCUCGCCCCCGCCGCUCUGAGGCCACCAUGCCGAAGAGCCCGGAGCGCCUGGCCCCGCCGGUCCCGGCGGCGCACUUCCCCAAGAUGAGCGUCAUCAUCCCCUUCUCGGCCGACGUGCCGUGCGACAGCGACGGUCAGCGCAUGUGGUGGGCUUUCCUGGCCUCGUCCAUGGUCACCUUCUUCGGGGGGCUCUUCAUCAUCCUGCUGUGGAGGAGCCUCAAGUUUCUGGGCAUCGUCUGCUGCCGGUGCCGAGCCCGGAAGAAGGACGUGCAGCGGCUGACCGCGGCCGACGGCGUCCUCAAGCGCGCCGACAAAGACGAGGCGGCGGCGGCGGCGGGCGCCGGCGAGGUUGGAUGGAUGACGUCGGUGAAGGACUGGGCGGGAGUGAUGAUCUCGGCGCAGACGCUGACCGGACGGGUCCUGGUGGUGCUGGUGUUUGUGCUCAGCAUCGGCGCUCUGGUCAUUUACUUCAUCGAUUCCUCGGACCCCAUCGAGUUGUGCCAGAACUUCUACGAGGACGUGACGCUGCAGAUCGACAUGGCCUUCAACAUCUUCUUCCUCUUGUACUUCGGCCUCCGAUUCAUCGCCGCCAACGACAAGUUGUGGUUCUGGCUGGAGGUCAACUCGGUGGUGGACUUCUUCACCGUGCCGCCCGUCUUCGUGUCCGUCUACCUCAACCGCAGCUGGCUGGGUUUGAGAUUUUUAAGGGCCUUAAGGUUGAUCCAGUUCUCAGAAAUUUUGCAGUUUUUGAAUAUACUCAAGACAAGCAACUCCAUCAAGCUGGUCAACUUGUGUUCCAUCUUCAUCAGCACGUGGCUGACGGCGGCGGGCUUCAUCCAUUUGGUGGAAAAUUCCGGGGAUCCCUGGGAAAACUUCCAGAACUCUCAGGCGCUGUCGUACUGGGAAUGCGUCUACCUGCUGAUGGUCACCAUGUCGACGGUGGGCUACGGCGACGUUUACGCCAAAACCACUUUGGGUCGACUCUUUAUGGUCUUCUUCAUCCUCGGCGGUCUGGCCAUGUUUGCUCGCUACGUGCCGGAAAUCGCCGCUCUCAUCCUUAAUCGGAAGAAAUACGGCGGCAGUUAUAACUCGACCAGAGGCAGAAAGCACAUCGUGGUGUGCGGCCACAUCACGCUGGAGAGCGUCUCCAACUUCCUCAAAGACUUCCUGCACAAGGACAGGGAUGAUGUCAAUGUAGAAAUCGUUUUUCUCCAUAAUAUUUCCCCUAAUCUUGAGCUGGAAGCCUUGUUCAAACGUCACUUCACCCAGGUGGAGUUCUACCAAGGCUCCGUCCUGAACCCUCACGACCUCGCCAGAGUCAAAAUUGAAUCAGCCGACGCGUGUCUGAUCUUGGCGAACAAAUACUGCGCCGACCCCGAUGCUGAGGACGCCUCCAACAUCAUGAGGGUAAUAUCCAUCAAAAACUACCACCCAAAGAUCCGCAUCAUCACCCAAAUGUUGCAGUAUCACAACAAGGCCCACCUGUUGAACAUCCCCAGCUGGAACUGGAAGGAGGGCGACGACGCCAUCUGCCUGGCCGAGCUCAAGUUGGGCUUCAUCGCUCAGAGCUGCCUGGCUCAAGGGCUGUCCACCAUGUUGGCCAACCUCUUCUCCAUGAGGUCCUUCAUCAAGAUCGAGGAGGACACGUGGCAGAAGUAUUACCUGGAGGGUGUCGCCAACGAGAUGUACACCGAGUACCUGUCAAGUGCCUUUGUGGGCUUGUCCUUUCCUGUGAUCUGCGAAUUGUGCUACGUGAAGCUGAAGCUUCUGCUGAUUGCCAUCGAGUACAAGUCUGAUCAAAGGGAGAGCAGCACGCUCAUCAACCCCGGCAACCACGUGAAGAUGCAAGAGGGCACGUUGGGCUUCUUCAUCGCCAGCGACGCCAAAGAAGUCAAGAGGGCGCUGUUCUACUGCAAAGCGUGCCACGAUGACGUCACGGAUCCUAAACGCAUAAAGAAGUGCGCGUGCAAGAAAUCGAAAAACACCUUCAAUGGAUACAUCAAAUCAGUCGAAGACGACCAGCAGUCGGUGCUGUCGUCUAAAAAAAAGCAGCGAAACGGCGGCAUGAGAAGCUCCCCCAACUCCUCGCCAAAGAUCAUCAUCAGGCACGACCCGCUCCUCAUCUCCGUCAACGAGCAGAUGGAAAGCGUGGACGACAACGUGAAGAGGUACGACUCCACCGGGAUGUUCCACUGGUGCCUGUCCAAGGACAUCGAGAAAGUCGUCCUGACUCGCAGCGAGGCGGCCAUGACGGUGCUGAGCGGUCACGUGGUGGUGUGCAUCUUCGGCGACGUCAAGUCGGCGGUGAUCGGCCUGCGCAACUUUGUCAUGCCGCUGAGGGCCAGCAACUUCCACUACCACGAGCUCAAGCACAUCGUCUUCGUGGGCUCGCUCGAGUACCUCAAGCGCGAGUGGGAGACGCUGCACAACUUCCCCAAGGUCUCCAUCCUGCCCGGCACGCCGCUGAGCCGGGCCGACCUGAGGGCCGUCAACAUCAACCUCUGCGACAUGUGCGUCAUCCUGUCAGCCAAUCAGAACAAUAUUGACGACGCGUCACUGCAGGACAAAGAGUGCAUCUUGGCGUCGCUCAACAUCAAGUCGAUGCUGUUUGACGACAGCAUCGGCGUCUUGCAGGCCAAUUCCCAAGGCUUCACGCCGCCGGGAAUGGAACCGUCGUCGCCGGAAAACAGCCCGAUCCACGGAAUGGUGCGGCAGACCUCCGUGACCACGGGGGCCAACGUUCCCAUCAUCACCGAACUGGUGAACGAUUCCAACGUGCAGUUCCUGGACCAAGACGACGACGACGACCCCGACACGGAGCUGUACCUGACCCAGCCGUUCGCCUGCGGUACCGCCUUCGCCGUCAGCGUGCUGGACUCCUUGAUGAGCGCUACGUACUUUAACGACAACAUCCUGACCCUGAUCCGCACGCUGGUGACGGGCGGCGCCACCCCCGAGCUGGAGAGGCUCCUGGCGGAGGAGAACGCCCUGCCGGGCGGCUACAGCACGCCGCAGACGCUGGCCAACAGGGACCGCUGCCGCGUGGCCCAGCUGGCCUUGUAUGACGGGCCCUUCGCUGACCUCGGGGACGGCGGCUGCUACGGCGACCUGUUCUGCAAAGCUCUGAAAACGUACAACAUGCUCUGCUUCGGCAUCUACCGGCUCCGCGACGCGCAUCUCAACGGGCCAAAUCAGUGCACCAAACGAUACGUCAUCACCAAUCCGCCGUACGCCUUUGAGCUGGUGCCCUCCGACCUCAUCUUCUGCCUCGUGCAGUUCGACCACAACGCCGGCCAGUCGCGGACGGGCCUCUCGCGCUCGUCCGGCAAGAAGAGCUCGUCGCCGCGCUCCGUCGCCGCCGUCAACCGGGCCAAUCGGAGCAAGGGCCGGGACCCCCGGGACAAGCUGAAGUACGUAAGGGGCGCUUUCAAAGUCUUAAUUUGUUACAAACGUCCGGAUCGAGCCACAAAAAAGCGCUGAAACGGCCCAAAGCCUGCUCAGGAAUGCUAAUCGUGCGUCGAGUAUUCUUUUCAAAAUGUCAGCAUAAGACGAAGGCUUACCAGAAAACUUGGCCUCUCGUACGAUGACGUCACGAUCUGUGGGUGUCUUCCAGAAAAGACGUGGUUUGCAGAUGAGCAGUGGGGGGGGGGGGGGCCCACGCAAAGCAAGCUCGUCAAUACGCACGCCGACGCUUCCAAACAUCGCUCGGGCCCGUCCGAGGAGCACAAGACCAACGCCGGCGGUGGCGGGACGACCGCCAAACAAAGGCAAAUCGACGAUCUGGGAAAAGAAGUCACGAGGCGUUUCCUUGGCGGCGACCCGGUCUGCCCUUCGGCGCCGUGUUCACAACGUCGGUGUGUGACGUCCAACCGCACGAAGCCCCGCGGGCAUCCCCCCCCAAACGACAUAGAAGGGGAUGAAGUCGAUGACUUUCAGAGUCGGGACGCCCACCUGAGUUUUCUCUUCCAAAUAUGAUGGAGCUCUUUUCCAAAUGUAAUUAAAGCCAAAUCUCGCACCGAGGGGGCCGCCAAGUCCUCCUUCAGGUCCAAGCCCCGCCCGCUUUUUACAUACCAUACUUGGCGCUUGUUAGGUUGGCGGGCGCCAGGUGACCGAAGACCUCCGCGUGGGCGUCGGUGGGUGGGGGCCCCACUCCUGCCACCGUCGCAGCUCGGAAUGGAUUUCUUGUGACCGCGCGCGACACCCCAGUAAACAGUACAAUGAACCCCUGUUUACCGGGGGGGGGGGGGAUUACAUUUUACACGAAUCAUUAAAAAGUAUGAAAUGAGAUAAAAAAAAAGUGGGCUGGCUCCCAGUUGAGGUUCACGCGUUCAAAAUUAUUCACAUAUUAAGAUGACUGAAAAAUGUAGAUUCUAAUUUUAGUUAAAAAUCAGACAGGUUCACUGGACACUUGACUGUCGAGCACAAACACGCUCGUACAUAACGUUGUACUUUUUUUUGUGUAUUUUCAAUGAAAUAAAUGCCUAUUUAAUGUC
Messenger RNA from Syngnathoides biaculeatus (alligator pipefish), 4889 nucleotides. RefSeq names its product calcium-activated potassium channel subunit alpha-1-like. NCBI's taxonomy places the organism in Eukaryota, Metazoa, Chordata, Actinopteri, Syngnathiformes, Syngnathidae. Gene Ontology annotation, biological process: potassium ion transport; transmembrane transport. The coding region runs from base 424 to 3876 and encodes 1150 amino acids. The transcript has 28 exons. The record is from RefSeq and is a predicted model, not a curated record. Gene Ontology annotation, cellular component: postsynaptic membrane. Gene Ontology annotation, molecular function: large conductance calcium-activated potassium channel activity.